Molecule: messenger RNA, 1883 nt
Organism: Chenopodium quinoa (quinoa)
Lineage: Eukaryota; Viridiplantae; Streptophyta; Magnoliopsida; Caryophyllales; Amaranthaceae
Product: 26S proteasome regulatory subunit 8 homolog A-like
Exons: 9
Coding region: 180-1394 (404 amino acids)
Biological process (GO): proteasome-mediated ubiquitin-dependent protein catabolic process
Cellular component (GO): proteasome regulatory particle, base subcomplex
Molecular function (GO): ATP binding; proteasome-activating activity; ATP hydrolysis activity
Source: RefSeq, a predicted model, not a curated record
UAUUCCGCAGUUCACACAUGACACACCUAUGAGGCGAGUAGUCAUUACUCAUGCAUUAACCAUCCACCCGUCAUCCAUUCCAAGCGCCAGCUCAACAACAAACCCACCGAACUUUCUAGAACACACAAACUUGUAAAUAUCAUCGGAAAAAAAAAUCACUCGCACACUCAGAAACAAACAUGGCGACAACAGAAGCAGAGCAGAAAUCUGUAAAGCAAGGAGAAGGACUUCGACAGUAUUUUCUUCAACACAUCCAUGAACUUCAGCUUCGUGUUCGUCACAAAAAUCAUAAUCUUCAACGUCUUGAAGCUCAGCGUAACGACCUCAAUUCUCGAGUUAGAGCACUGAAAGAGGAGUUACAAUUGCUUCAAGAACCAGGCUCAUAUGUUGGUGAAGUUGUCAAAGUGAUGGGAAAAUCCAAGGUUCUUGUCAAAGUGCAUCCAGAGGGUAAAUAUGUUGUUGAUAUAGAUAAGAAUAUCGACAUCAAUAAGCUCACACCAUCUACACGAGUUGCAUUACGAAAUGACAGCUAUGUCCUGCAUCUGGUGUUGCCAAGUAAAGUAGACCCUCUAGUCAAUCUGAUGAAAGUUGAGAAAGUUCCUGAUUCUACAUAUGAUAUGAUCGGUGGUCUUGACCAGCAGAUUAAAGAGAUAAAGGAGGUUAUUGAGCUACCAAUAAAACAUCCGGAGUUAUUUGAGAGUCUUGGAAUUGCUCAACCAAAGGGUGUCCUCCUUUAUGGUCCUCCUGGAACUGGCAAAACCCUAUUGGCAAGAGCUGUUGCUCACCAUACAGAUUGUACUUUUAUCAGGGUAUCAGGUUCUGAGUUAGUUCAGAAGUACAUCGGUGAAGGAUCUCGGAUGGUCAGAGAACUUUUUGUGAUGGCUAGAGAGCAUGCUCCAUCAAUUAUUUUUAUGGAUGAGAUUGAUAGUAUAGGGUCUGCUAGAAUGGAGUCUGGUUCUGGGAACGGUGAUAGUGAAGUUCAGCGAACAAUGUUGGAGCUUCUCAACCAGCUUGACGGAUUUGAAGCAUCCAACAAGAUCAAGGUGUUGAUGGCUACAAAUCGAAUUGAUAUUCUAGAUCAAGCUCUUCUCAGGCCAGGAAGAAUUGAUAGGAAGAUCGAGUUCCCAAAUCCCAAUGAAGAGUCGCGUUUUGACAUCUUAAAAAUUCAUUCAAGAAGGAUGAACUUGAUGCGAGGGAUUGAUCUUAAGAAGAUUGGAGAUAAGAUGAAUGGUGCAUCUGGUGCAGAGCUUAAGUCAGUUUGUACCGAAGCUGGCAUGUUUGCUCUGAGGGAGAGAAGAAUUCAUGUUACACAGGAAGACUUUGAAAUGGCAGUGGCCAAGGUUAUGAAGAAGGAUACAGAUAAGAACAUGUCCCUGCGCAAGCUGUGGAAGUAGAACCAAGAAGUCCUUGUAAUUCGUGUGAGAUAUUGUGCAUCUGUACCUGUUUGACAGCAUAAGUAAAGUGAUGGGAAUGAAUCACAAAAUAUCGGUGAUAGAUAUCUGCUUGCUUGGCAUGUGUUACUGUGUUGAUGAGGAAGAUGCAUGACGAACUGGUAAUGGACUUAAAAGUACUACGCCUUGUAUUUGGUUGCAAUGAUGGGACUGCUAUCAAUCCUAGCAUUUAAGCUCUUUUUUUUUUUCCAUAUACUUUGUACCUCUUUUAUACCUUCAAGGGCACUGUGUGUAUUAAACACCAUCUUAAAAUUUCAGGACUGUACACUUUAGGUACAUGUGAAUAUGUGAUCCCAACAAACACCUCUAAAUUUGCUAUUUUGAAAUUUCAGGAGGGGUUUUGUGUAACAUGGGGAAACCGGGAAUUAAAAGUUAAAUGUACAAGUUUAAUGUUCUGUUGAUGAUGAUUAUGUGCAUGCUUAUGAUUGUGAA